GAAAGUAAAAAGAGACAGAAGAGCGACAGCAAAAUGGCAGCAGUCAAAUUUGGUCCUCAUUUAAAAGAAUUGAGAAUUUUGUUAUGCCAGACCUCGAAAUCUAGUCAAGGUGUCAGAGAAUUUAUAGAAAAAGAGUAUGUUCCUUUGAAACUGAGUAAUCCGAAAUUUCCAGUUCUUAUCAGAGAAUGCUCGUCAAUAGAACCGCGACUUUAUGCGCGAUAUGAAUUCGGCAAAGAGGCUUCCGUAUCUCUAGAUAAUUUAAAACCAGAUCAAAUUCUCCAAAAAGUAAAACAACUCGCCGCCUCAAAACCCUGAAAGUAAAAAAAAUGUUGAUUCGUGUACAUUAAAAAUAGGUAUUUUUAGUUGUUACGAUAAUUAAAAUAAUAAAUUAGCAAUUAAAAUAAAAUAGUUAAUGGUA
Molecule: messenger RNA, 418 nt
Organism: Microplitis demolitor
Lineage: Eukaryota; Metazoa; Arthropoda; Insecta; Hymenoptera; Braconidae
Gene: ND-B8
Product: NADH dehydrogenase [ubiquinone] 1 alpha subcomplex subunit 2
Exons: 3
Coding region: 34-315 (93 amino acids)
Source: RefSeq, a predicted model, not a curated record